AUAAGAGCCGUUCCGCAGACCCAGUUCUACUCUGGACAGAAAUCCUACUCAGCAGAUAAGAGGGACACUAUCGCAGACAUCGCCUACGAACUUACAACCGGAAGCUCGAAAAGCGACACCGCUAUGUCAUUUUAUUUCGACUUUGGCUACGACCAAGAGACAGACAAUUACACUCUUACAUUUACGCAGGAGUACUCACAGCCAAUAUUUAAUCCCCGGCCGUUUUACAGGUUGAAUCGGGUCCCGUCCGAGUCGAGUACUAUUCGGAUCGAUUGGUCGACGAGUUUUAGUAGGGAGGUAGAUUCGGAAACUCCUCCUGGUGGUCGAAACCUAUUUGCUACCGUUUCAUACUACCCGCCCGCUGAUCUAAACCGCCAAAUCCAGGACAUCAUGAUCGAGGAGCUCCAAUCUGUCAAGAAAACGCCGGGAUUCCUUCCGAAUCUCGUUAUCCAGCCUUUGUAUGAGGCUUCCAUUCGUGCGUCGAAGGAGAGAGGAGGAAGUGCCGCUGGUCUAGAUGCCAAUGGUCCACUAACUGUCGUUCUUCUGACUACGCUAUGGAAUAACGCUUCUGAAAACGACGCUAUGAAUACCUUUGUUAGCAAUUGGGUCGAGAAAUCCACUGCUGUCACACGGGAUGCUGGAGAGCAUCAUCCAUGGAUGUAUAUCAACUAUGCAAGCAAAGAGCAAGACCCAUACGGUGGUUAUGGGGAGGAGAACCUGGAGAGGCUGGGGAGGAUCCAGAGGAGUGUUGACCCUGAUGGUGUGUUUACUUCGAGGGGAUUGUGUAGGGGGGUAUUUCAAGUUACUGUAAAAGCCAGAAGUUAG
Aspergillus glaucus CBS 516.65 is the source of this 825-nucleotide messenger RNA. RefSeq lists its product as uncharacterized. Gene Ontology annotation, molecular function: oxidoreductase activity; flavin adenine dinucleotide binding. The annotation marks the transcript as partial. The record is from RefSeq and is a predicted model, not a curated record. The transcript has 3 exons. NCBI's taxonomy places the organism in Eukaryota, Fungi, Ascomycota, Eurotiomycetes, Eurotiales, Aspergillaceae.